This is a messenger RNA of [Candida] anglica, 1341 nucleotides long. Lineage: Eukaryota; Fungi; Ascomycota; Pichiomycetes; Serinales; Debaryomycetaceae. The record is from the annotation of a GenBank genome assembly.
UUCUUUCUUUCUUUCAUUUAUAUGAGUCUAUAUAAUAUAGGGAAACGGGUAUUAUAUAGGGGUUUCCCCAAUAAAUCGUCAAUGCCUAUACGGCAUUAUAAAGUGCUUUCGAUUGAAACUUCAUGUGAUGAUACUUGUAUAGCAUUACUUGAAAAAAAUGAUUCAAAGGCUCCUCCAAAGAUCAUUGACCAAGUGAAAAGUACUUUAAAUUCUGUGGCAACUGGUGGCAUUAUACCAACAGAUGCUCUUAGAUUCCAUCAAACUACAUUGGCUCUGCUUAUUGAAACUCUUUUAAAAAAGCAUAAUUGUCGUCCUGAUCUCAUUUGUUGCACAAGAGGCCCGGGAAUGGCUGGGUCUCUUAGUGCCGGUUUACAACUUUCUAAAGGCUUAGCAGUUGCAUGGGGUGUUCCAUUAAUAGGGGUUCACCAUAUGUUGGGGCACAUAUUGGUAGCAACUCUUCCUAAAUCAGAACAACCGGAUUUAACUGCUCCUCAGUACCCAUUCCUCAGUCUUUUAUGUAGUGGAGGGCAUACAAUGUUAGUCUUACUGAAAUCUAUCACUGAUCAUGAAAUAAUUGCUAAUACCGCAGAUAUAGCUGUUGGCGAUUCCCUUGAUAAAUGUGCAAGAGAGUUGGGACUCAAGGGAGUCAUGUUGGGUCGUGAAUUGGAAUCAUAUGUCAAUUCAAUAAAACAAUCAACUAUACAAAAAUUUGAUACCAUGGAAACAAAGGAACUGAAUUUAAAUUCCUUCAAAUAUAAGCUUGGAUUACCCUUAAAGGGACCAAGAAGGGAAAAAUACCCUAAAGAUAUUGUGUUUGCCUUUGCAGGGUUUUUAAGUAGUAUCCAGUCGUAUAAAAAGGAUAAGGGUGGAUUGAAUGUUGUUCUUGACCAAGAAACUCGUGAAUUCAUUUCUUAUAAACUUCAAGAGCAUGUCUUUGACCACAUAAUAGACAGAAUGAAUUUGGCAUUCACAAAGCAUGGGUCCAAUAAAAGAAAAUAUGAACAUGCAGAUGGUAAGUUUCUUGGUGUGAAAGAUCUCAUCUUUUCUGGUGGGGUUGCCUCGAAUCAAAGAUUGAGAGAAAAGCUUGCCACAAGGCUACAAUUCCAAGACAAUGACGGGGAAGUAACGGACUUGAAUCUUCACUUCCCAGACUUAUCCCUUUGCACCGAUAAUGCAGUCAUGAUAGGUGUUGCUGGUAUCGAAAUAUUCGAGAGUUUAAGAAUCAAAUCUGAUCUUGGAGUAUGCCCAAUUCCCAAAUGGCCCAUGGAUUCCUUGCUUGAUGUUGAAGGAUGGGUAAACGUUACACCAGAAGAAUACAACCAAGUUAUUCAAAAUAAAUAG